Molecule: messenger RNA, 2676 nt
Organism: Elgaria multicarinata webbii
Lineage: Eukaryota; Metazoa; Chordata; Lepidosauria; Squamata; Anguidae
Product: protocadherin gamma-A10-like
Exons: 3
Coding region: 1-2676 (891 amino acids)
Biological process (GO): homophilic cell-cell adhesion
Cellular component (GO): plasma membrane
Molecular function (GO): calcium ion binding
Source: RefSeq, a predicted model, not a curated record
AUGAAAAAAAUUGGAGGGAUAAAGAUUAAAAAAGAAUCAUAUAAAUUGAGAGCGUUUGCAGAUGAUGUGGUACUUACCCUAGAAGACCCAUUAAAGGGAAUAGAAGUUCUGAUGCAUAAACUAAAAGAAUUUGGUGUAGUAGCAAGCUUUAAGGUUAAUAAACAGAAGACAAAGAUAUUAACAAAAAAUUUGAACUCCCAAGAUCAAUCAAAACUAAUAGAAAAAACAGGGUUUAAGAUUGAAAAGAAGCAAGUGAAAGAAUGUUUGAUAAUGAUUGCCAUUUGGCAAUUAAAUUAUGGGCAGGUCCACUACUCAAUUCCUGAGGAAGUCCAGAAAGGCUCUUAUGUGGGAAAUAUUGCAGAGGACCUGGGACUAGGAUCCAACGAAUUCUCAGACAGCAGAAUUCGCAUCAUUUCUGAAGGUAUGCUUCAAUAUUUUACCUUGAAUUUUAAGAAUGGGCAUUUAUAUGUCUCUGAAAGAAUAGACAGAGAUGAAAUAUGUGGGUGGGAAGAGAAGUGCAUUUUAAGUCUGGAAGUCCUUGUUGAAGACAAGGUGAAGUUGUUCAACAUUGAAAUUGAAAUCACAGAUAUAAAUGACAAUGCUCCAACUUUCAUGCAGGAGCUCUUAGAUCUAAAGAUAAGCGAAACUGCUAUUAUAGGGACCCAUUUCCUGUUACAAGAAGCCCAGGAUUCUGACAGUGGAGAUUAUUCACUUCUGAAUUACCAUCUGAGCAGCAGCAAACAUUUCUCCUUGAAAUUGCAGAGGACAUCUGAUAGGGACAAAUAUCCAGAACUUGUGCUAGAGAAAUCCUUGGACAGGGAAGAAGAAGCUAUCCACUUUCUAAUCCUCACAGCCACUGAUGGUGGACACCCAGCGAGGUCCGGCACUCUGCAGAUACGCGUGAUUGUUCUUGAUGCAAAUGACAAUGCACCCGUUUUCAAUCAGCCUCUUUAUAAAGUGAGCAUUUUGGAAAGUAUUCCCAUAGGUUCUGUACUGCUUACUGUAAAUGCUACAGAUGCAGAUGAAGAAACAAAUUCUGAGUUGACGUACUCAUUCCUGAAAAUAAAAGAGAAAGCAUCACAAGUCUUCCAAAUAAAUUCUAAAACUGGAGAAAUAUCAACAACAGGAAAGCUGGACUAUGAAGAAAAUGCAUUUUAUGAAAUAGAAGUUCAAGCAAAGGACAAUGGUGGUCUCUCCGAUAGGGCAAAAGUGUUGAUAAGGCUUAUUGACGUUAAUGACAAUGUUCCCAGGAUAGCAAUCACCACUGUUUUUAAUUCAAUCAGUGAAGGAAGCUCUCUAGGAACUGUGGUCGCUCUAUUGAACAUACAAGACAAAGAUAUUGGUGAGAAUGGAGAGGUCAUAUCUUCAAUUCCCACAACUCUUCCCUUCCAUUUAAAUAAAUCAUUUGAAAACUAUUACCAUUUGAUGAUAGACAGAACCCUUGACAGGGAAGAGAUAUCAAAUUAUGAUAUAACUAUUACUGCUACAGACAAAGGGAAUCCUCCAUUAUCAGCCACUGCAACAUUCUUUUUGGAAAUUUUGGAUAUAAAUGAUAAUGCCCCAGUCUUCAGUAAGACACAAUACAUUUCUUAUGUAACUGAGAAUAACCCAAGGGGUGAGUCUGUUUCCUACAUAAAAGCAUAUGAUCCUGACUUUAUGGAAAAUGCCACAGUCACUUUUUCAAUCAUUGAAGCAGGUAUCAGUGACUUUGCUCUUUCAUCCUACCUCUCCAUUAACUCUGAGACUGGGGUUGUCUAUGCCUUGAGCUCCUUUGAUUACGAAGAGUGUAAGGAGAUUAACUUCCAGGUCAAGGCCCAGGAUGGAGGCUCCCCACCACUCAGCUCCAAUAUCUCAGUAACUCUCUUCAUCCUGGACCAGAACGACAAUGCUCCUGAAAUCUUGUACCCCUCCCCUCCCACCGAUGGCUCCACUGGAAUAGAGCUGGCCCCUCGCUCCUCCGAGCCGGGUUACCUGGUCACUAAGGUGGUGGCAGUGGAUCAAGACUCUGGUCAAAAUGGCUGGCUCUCCUACCAGCUGAUUAAGGCCACUGAGCCAGGGCUCUUCACUGUGGGACUCCAUACUGGAGAGAUAAGGACUACCCGUUUCUUUCUGGACAAGGACGUUCUCAAGCAAAGCCUGGUGGUUUCAGUGAAGGACAAUGGGCAGCCAUCUCUCUCUGCCUCAGUCACUGUUACCGUAGUGCUGGCUGACAACAUCCCAGAAAUCCUCUCAGAUCUUAGCAGCAUCUCAGCUCCUGUAGCUCCACAGCCAGACCUCACCUUCUACCUGGUGAUUGCAGUGGCCUUUGUCUCUUGUCUGUUCUUCACCUUCCUCCUCGUGUUAUUGGCACUCAGACUGCGCAGGUGGAGAAAUGCUCAACUGUGUGACAAUGGAAGUGUGAACUUCAAUGGUGUUCCCGUUUCACAGUUUGUGGGCAUUGAUGGAGUCCGAGCAUUUCUUCAGUCUUAUUGCCAUGAGGUUUCAUUGACUUCAGGCUCUCGCAAAAGCCAAAUUCUUUUUCCAAUUGGAAGCUGUACAAAUACACUGAUACCACAGCAAGCUCCUGAUAAGACAGAUCCCUUGUUAGGAGCAGGUGACUCUAACGCCAUUAAGAAGGAGGCAACAGCAGACUUUCAGGUGAGCAUGUACAUUUCAAUAUUUCUUUUUAAUACUUAG